Molecule: messenger RNA, 1158 nt
Organism: Anastrepha obliqua
Lineage: Eukaryota; Metazoa; Arthropoda; Insecta; Diptera; Tephritidae
Gene: Gr39b
Product: putative gustatory receptor 39b
Exons: 3
Coding region: 1-1158 (385 amino acids)
Biological process (GO): sensory perception of taste
Cellular component (GO): neuronal cell body; membrane; axon
Source: RefSeq, a predicted model, not a curated record
AUGUUGCAUGAAUGGCAACCGGUUCUCAAGUGGUUGAGCAUCGUUGGUCUGGUGCCAUAUGCUGCCCGCAAUCGCAAACGUGAUUUCCAGUAUAUGCAGCGCAUCUACACAUUAGUGCUACUUGCGGUAAAUUGGAUUCUAACCGCCCUUGGGAUAUACAACCAGUCUUUGGAGGAUGGGGCGGUCGUAUCGAAUUUUAUAUCCAUCAUGGUUUUCCUCAGCCAAACUGUAACAUUCACUGUAUGUUUGUUGGAAGUGAUGUGCACCUAUCGGCAAUAUUUCGUAUUUAUGCAACAAUCCAAGCAUAUUGUGUGGCUCUUCCAGCAACGCUUACAAACCGGUCUCUGCCGCUGGAGUUUGCGGCGGCGACAGUAUUUGAAAUAUUUGUGUUAUUCGUGUGCUGUCUAUGGCAGCAUAAUCUUAUCGAUGGUGCUGAUUUCAAUGAAAUACUAUUAUGGAUACUUUUGGUAUGCAUGCGGCAGCAGUUUGGUAUUGCGCAUCCGUUGCUUCUUGGUCAUCGUCUAUAUGGACUAUAUCGACUUCUAUAUGAGACACGUGAACAUGAAGUUACGUUCGGUGGUCAACUGCCGUGUGCCCAGGGAGCGGCGUUUAUGUUUGGAUGUGAAUUACAAAAUGUUGGAAUCUUUUGAUUAUAUGUUGCAACUGAAAUUGGUGUAUGGAGAAAUACGCAAGUUGUCGCUAAUGAUCGACGAUUUAUUUGGUUGGUCGAUUUGCGCUAUAUUUACAGCGAUUUUUCUAGAUCUUACCGUCAAUAUUUACUGGACAUUUCUGAUUUUAUCAAAUGUUGUCGAGUUUUAUUUCAUCUACAUAACAAUAAUAACUGCACUCCCACUGAUGGCUAUUAUAGCAUAUAUGUGCCACUCCGGCGAAAAUUGUAAGCAGCAGUCAAUUACUACUAGCAUUUUAGUGCAACGGUUAUUACAUAGUAAGCAUAAAUAUACAAAUACCAAAAUCUAUAACGAUUUGCUAAUGGAAUUCGCAAUGCAAAUACAACAAGAUCCUAUGGUAAUAGUGGUGAAGGAAUUUUUGACUUUGGAUCUACGACUGCUUAUGAAGAUAUUUACUUCAAUUGUCACAUAUUUGGUAAUAUUACUACAAUUCCGCUGGAUAUAUCCUGGUGAAUACGGUAAUGAAUGA